CGGGAAUGGCAAAAGGAAGGCAGCAAGAGAUACAUGUGCACCGGCCGUCCAGGCUGGCUGACUGUGUCACUGCGGGUUGGGAAGUACAAGAAGAUCCAUAAGAACAUCAUGAUCAACUUAAUGGAUGUUCUGGAAGUGGACAGUGAAAGACAGAUUGUUCGUGUUGAACCUUUGGUGACCAUGGGCCAGUUGACUGCACACCUGAACCCCAUGGGCUGGACUAUUCCUGUGGUACCAGAGCUUGAUGAUCUCACAAUAGGUGGUGUGAUCAUGGGAACUGGCAUUGAGUCUUCAUCCCACAUCUAUGGACUUUUUCAACACACCUGUGUGGCCUAUGAACUUGUUCUUGCUGAUGGAAGCCUUGUGAGAUGCUCACCAACUGAAAACUCAGACCUAUUUUAUGCAGUGCCUUGGUCUUGUGGUACUCUGGGUUUCCUGGUUGCAGCAGAAAUAAAGAUGGUUCCUGCAAGGAAAUAUGUCAAAAUACAUUACCAGCCUGUGAGAGGACUGCAGAAGAUUUGUGAGAAGUUCACUGAGGAGUCUAAGAAAAAGGAGAAUAGUUUUGUGGAAGGACUUCUGUAUUCUUUGGAUGAAGCAGUCAUCAUGACAGGAGUCUUGACUGACGAAGCUGAGCAAAGCAAGAUAAACAAAAUUGGCAACUACUACAAGCCAUGGUUCUUCAAGCAUGUGGAGACAUAUCUGAAAGCUGACAAGACUGGAAUAGAAUACAUUCCUUCCAGACAUUACUACCACAGGCACACACGCAGUAUCUUCUGGGAGCUCCAAGACAUCAUUCCCUUUGGCAAUAACCCUGUCUUCCGUUACCUCUUUGGCUGGAUGGUUCCUCCCAAAAUCUCUUUACUAAAACUCACACAAGGAGAAGCGAUUCGAAAGCUGUACGAGCAGCACCACGUUGUGCAGGACAUGUUGGUGCCAAUGAAGAGCCUUGAAAAAUCCAUCCAGACCUUCCAUGUUGACCUCAAUGUGUACCCUAUUUGGUUAUGUCCUUUCAUAUUGCCCAAUAAUCCUGGUAUGGUCCAUCCCAAAGGAGAUGAAGCAGAACUCUACGUGGACAUAGGAGCUUAUGGAGAGCCCAAAAGGAAACAAUUUGAAGCCAGGGCUUCCAUGAGGCAAAUGGAAAAGUUUGUAAGAAGUGUGCAUGGUUUCCAGAUGCUGUAUGCAGAUUGCUAUAUGACCCGUGAGGAGUUCUGGGACAUGUUUGAUGGCUCGUUGUACCACAAGCUGAGGGAGGAGAUGAAUUGCAAGGAUGCCUUUCCAGAAGUGUAUGACAAAAUCUGCAAAGAUGCAAGGCACUGAGCUAGGCUGAUCUAACCAAGCAAUCAG
This is a messenger RNA of Acanthisitta chloris (rifleman), 1344 nucleotides long. RefSeq names its product 24-dehydrocholesterol reductase (gene DHCR24). Gene Ontology annotation, cellular component: membrane; cytoplasm. Gene Ontology annotation, biological process: steroid metabolic process. Bases 34 to 1317 code for a protein of 427 amino acids. Gene Ontology annotation, molecular function: Delta24(24-1) sterol reductase activity; FAD binding. The record is from RefSeq and is a predicted model, not a curated record. Lineage: Eukaryota; Metazoa; Chordata; Aves; Passeriformes; Acanthisittidae. The transcript has 8 exons.